AUGUGGGUUUUCGGGAGGACAGGUGAAUCCCCUGUUACGACCGGAAUCAAUGGCACUGGCCUCACUGCCAUCGUUACAGGAGCAUCAUGUGGCCUUGGGCUGAAGACGACCCGAGUUCUUGCCCUGCGAGGUGUUCAAGUCGUGAUGGCUGUAAGGAAUGUCGACGCUGGUUAUGAAGCUAGACGUUCAAUAAGCCAUGUAGGCAGGACUACUGAGCUUGACGUCAUGAAGUUAGAUCUCAGCUCGUUGGCAUCGGUUCGAAAAUUUUCCUCUGAAUACGUCUCCACCGGCCUUCCACUGAUCAUUCUCAUCUACAAUGCAGGCAUUAUGGCAUGUCCUUUCUCAAUUUCUGAAGACAAUGUUGAGCUCCAAUUUACCAUAAACCAUUUGGGCCAUUUCCUACUGACUAACUUGUUGCUAGGGACUAUGAAAAAGACGACACAUGCAAGCAAUAAGGAGGGAAGGAUUGUCAUCCUAGGAUCACUUGCUCAUAUCUUCAUGUACAACGGAGGAAUUCAAUUUGACAAAAUUAACGAUGAAUCUGAAUACUUUGGGAUGCGUGCUUAUGGACAGUCGAAGCUUGCAAAUAUACUGCAAGCGAAGGAGCUAGCAAGGCGUCUCAAGGAAGAUGGCGUGAAUGUCACUGUUUAUUCACUUCAACCUGGAUCUAUUGUUACCAACCUUGUGCGACAUCAGUGUAGUGAACGAGGGCUUGCAAACGUGUUUGUUAAAUUUGCACUGAAGAAUGCUGAACAGGGAGCUGCUACAAGCUGUUUUCUGGAGCUGCACCCUCAAGUAAGGUGUUACUGGUAA
Messenger RNA from Linum tenue, 813 nucleotides. The record is from the annotation of a GenBank genome assembly. Lineage: Eukaryota; Viridiplantae; Streptophyta; Magnoliopsida; Malpighiales; Linaceae.